CUUUGGAGGCCCUACACAUCAGAAGAAAGAGAGAGAAAACAAAAAUAGGAAACUUUUAGAGAGACAGAGAGAGAGAGAGAGAGGGGGAUGCAGCAGGGAAAUAGCAGGGGAAGUAGCAGAGCAACGGCGGAAACAGAGUCUUCAAUUGUGGAAACCCUUUUUGUCUGAACAAAACCCUAACCCUAAAUGCCAUAUUUGCAGAGAUUAAAGCCUAAGAAGCCAUUAAACAAGCCUUCGAGUUGGCCGAGCUUCUGGUUCAAAGACAAAGCUCACAAGCAUGUGGUUGUCAAGAUGCAGUUGGAUACUCUCAGUCUUAGCAAAACACCAUCACCACUACCACCACUAGAACACACAGUCUCAGCAGAGUUGGAGAAGACAUCUCCCCUAAAAUCUUCUAAGGUUGACCUUACUGCUCUCUUAACCGACGAGCUUCUCCUCCGGAUAUUCUCCAAGCUUCCUGACUGCCAACGCAACCCUAAUUCGCUCGUUUGUAAGCGAUGGUUGAAUCUCCAAGGUCGCCUGGUUCACUCUGUCAAGUUGCUAGACUGGGAUUUCCUUAUCUCAGGUCGGCUUCUUUCACGUUUCCCCAACCUCACUGAUGUUGAUCUUGUUGCUGCCUGUAUUGACUCGCCUAGGAGUUCUGGAAUUUUGUUGACCCAUAAAUUUUUAUCGGUUCACCUUGAUUCUGAUUUCUGGCCUGAGUUUGUCCCUGAAAAGAAUUUGCUACCACCGGCUUUGAUUGAUCGAGGGUUACGAGUUCUUGCACAGGGAUUCCCUAAUUUGCGGAAACUUGUCCUUAAUGCUGCUACGGUUAGUGGGUUAUCGAGUGUUGCCGAGGAGUGUCCGACUUUGCAGGAAUUGGAGCUGCACCGUUGCACGGAUCUCUCAUUGCGUGGGAUUUCCGCUUGCAAGAAUCUCCAGAUCCUGAAAUUGAUUGGGACUGUGGACGGUUUCUAUAGUUCUGUUGUUUCAGAUAUCGGUUUAACGUUCUUAGCCAAUGGUUGUAAGCGUGUUGUGAAGCUUGAGCUCAGUGGGUGUGAAGGGAGCUACGAUGGAAUAAAAGCUAUUGGCCAAUGCUGCCACAUGCUGGAGGAGCUCACGCUGUGCGAUCACAGGAUGGAUGGUGGGUGGAUGGCGGCCUUGUCAUUUUGUGGAAAUUUAAAGACUUUGAGGCUUCAGUCGUGCAAGAGGAUCGAUCCGACACCAGGGCCUGUCGAACAUUUGGGGUCUUUGCCGACUCUUGAACGUUUGCAGCUACAGAGGUGCCAACUGCGAGAUCAGCAGAGUAUGAAGUCAUUGAUGUUGGUAUGUGAUGCCGUCAGGGAGAUGGUUUUUCAGGAUUGUUGGGGUUUGGAUAAUGAGAUGUUCACCUUUGCAAGCCAUUGCAGGAGGGUAAAGAUUCUAUCUUUGGAAGGAUGCUCAUUGCUAACCACAGAUGGUCUAGAGUCGGUAAUUCUUUCUUGGAAGGAACUUCAAAGGCUUAGAGUAGUUUCAUGUAACAAUAUAAAGGACAGUGAAGUCACUCCUGCACUGUCAAGUUUGUUUUCAGUUCUAAAGGAGUUGAAAUGGAGUCCAGAUUCCCAGUCUCUUCUUUCAUCUGGUCUCGCAGGGACUGGAGUGGGAAAGAGAAGGGGUAAAAUUUUCAAGUGAGUAUGACGAUGAACUCAGCUACCUGAUGUGGAGUAUCUGAGCUUCUGUUGGAUAUGCACUCGUUUGAAUCAAUCAGCUACCGAAGUCAUCCUAGCAACACUGUCAACAGCUGCAACCAUUCUCGCACCAAUUCAGAUGGUUAACAUGUUAACAGAGGAUGACAUGCUUCAAUUUUUCCUUGCAGUGAGCCAGACAAAGGGAGCGAAUCAUUUCUUAUUGAAUGUUCAUUUGAGUUUCAGUUCUCAAUCUUAGAUUACUCCAUUGACCUAUAUGCCCUAUACCUUUAUGACUUUCAUCUCUCAUAAGCAUCUUAUUGCAAUAAAUUUAGGAAUGUUAAUCCCUUUCCGAUUUAGUAUAUGAACCAUCAACCAUGUACCAGAAGGGGUUAUGGGGUAUCUUUGUACAACACUAGCUCAUUUAUAGAAAGCUUAACCUUUAUGAACACCUGGAUGUAGCCCUAUAUUCUGAAUCUAUACUGUAAUGAGAAGAAUAGAUUGGGACA
This is a messenger RNA of Macadamia integrifolia, 2152 nucleotides long. RefSeq names its product F-box protein At5g51370-like. Bases 187 to 1650 code for a protein of 487 amino acids. Gene Ontology annotation, cellular component: SCF ubiquitin ligase complex. Gene Ontology annotation, molecular function: protein binding. The record is from RefSeq and is a predicted model, not a curated record. NCBI's taxonomy places the organism in Eukaryota, Viridiplantae, Streptophyta, Magnoliopsida, Proteales, Proteaceae. Gene Ontology annotation, biological process: SCF-dependent proteasomal ubiquitin-dependent protein catabolic process. The transcript is spliced from 2 exons.